This is a messenger RNA of Plutella xylostella (diamondback moth), 3200 nucleotides long. It is a transcript of the gene CPR143, whose product is annotated as cuticular protein RR-2 motif 143. Gene Ontology annotation, cellular component: extracellular matrix. The record is from RefSeq and is a predicted model, not a curated record. Lineage: Eukaryota; Metazoa; Arthropoda; Insecta; Lepidoptera; Plutellidae.
CGGGGCAGAGUUUAAAAGUAAAAACGUUAACAUCGCCGGCAGCGGCGCCAGUUCUUAAUUUGAAUUUGACAGGGAAUAUUGUGCGAAUUAAAAAAAAGUUAAUGCUCUAUGGUGUGACAGAAAAGGCGGAAAUUAAGAAAAAGAAAAGCGUGUUCCAUUUUAGUGAUGUGGCUUUAAAAGCUUAGUUUUGUAGUUAAUUCGGAUUCCGUUUUCUUCAAACGCUAAGGAUUUUCUCUCUUCAAGAAAAAUGGCAGCCGUAGCACGAACCGUCCUGCUAUCAUCAAUACUCGCCCUCACCCUCCAGUCUACCUCUGCCAAUAGCAUGAAACAAAAGACAAACUCCAGACCAGUGAUCGAAAUCAUCAACGAGCAAGCUAGAGUCGACACAAGAGUCACCAAGCUACCUGGACUUUUACCUUAUGGGAAUCCCUUAUCAGGUCAAAAUGCGAGACUUCACGCGCAGAAUCAACAAGCCAUGUUCAACGCUGAAAGAGUGAGGCAACACAGGGCCCAAGUGCAAAGAUGGACGAAUGCACCAAUAAAAAUGGACAGCUACAUGAAAGCCUACCAUGACAGCCAGGAGAACCAUCAAAUAGCUUUAGAACAACAACAAGCCAAAGCCAAAGAUUUAACACCACCUGCUGGACCUAACAAAAGACUACCUAGACUGAAAGAACCUCUAACCUCUGUCAUGAGGGAUGAAGCAAGAGGACUCAAAGCCCCAGCUAUAACCAAACUUACUAAAGAGGAUGCAGUCAUUAACGAUAAACCUAGAAGCCACAGGUCUUUCGGAUCAGAUCAUCAGCAUUAUUUAGCUAACAAGAGAUUCCAGAGUGUCUACGUAUCGCCAGCCCCAGCGUACGACCAAGGAGUGACUAUCAAACCUAAUGGAAAUGUUGGUAUCAGUCAAUUCAACAGCCAAAUAAAAGCCCCAAGCAAACUGUACACCUCAGUGGUUCCAAGUGAUACGAAGUAUGUCUAUCCAAAGAUUCAUCAACAGAUGCAAGGAUACAAAUCCUCUCAAGACAUGGAUGCUUUAAGUUCUUUGCUAAAGAAAGCCCCUUCAGAUCAGCUAUCGCAAUUAUCAGCUCUAAUACAAUCGUCUAAGGAGCAGUCAGACGUACCAAUCGACCUCUACUUCUACACCAAAGACCAUAAUAAGAUCAAUCCAGUGCAAACUGUCAAUGAUUUCUAUGAUACCACAAAAUACAACGCUUUAAGCUACGCUGGAGCUUACAUACCUGAACACAAAGACCACACACCGAUCACUGAAGAGAUAGAUGACGUAGCUGAUCCCAAUCAACUGAACAAGCUGAAAACCUACGGACUUCAGAAGCAGCUUCAAGAAGCAAUGAACAAUAGACCAGAUAUGUUUCAUCCGGAGAAUCUAGAAACCACAACCAUGAAAAGCAACAACUACUACAAAGUCGAAGUUGCCAGUCAGACCAUAACAUCUGGCGUAACUGGAUACAAACCUCUCUUCAAUCAUGUCCACCCACAAUACUAUGCGAGUGAAGAUAUUACUCCAACGUACGAAACUUUGCAGUACCCUCACCCAACAGUUUACGCCCAGAAGGAACCCAAACAACAUGGCGAUCAAAGUGAGAUGUAUCUUCAUCAUAAUGCCCAACACAAGGGCGUCCAACAUCUAACAGGAGACGGUACUGGAGUCUCAGCUUACGGCGAUGAAAAUCUUCAUUACGCGGCAAACUACGAGUUUGGUUACCGAGUAAGAGACCACCACAGUGGCAACGAUUUCGGCCAUCACGAAGUCAAAGAAGGAGAGAAAACCAAUGGAGCCUACCAUGUAUUGUUACCUGAUGGAAGAAUGCAAAAAGUUCAGUAUUCAGCCGGCCCUGAAGGAUUUCACGCGGACAUUUCCUAUGACCACCUUCAGCAUUAAAAAGUUAAACAACGCCACCUAGUGGAGGGUAUGGAAAAAGUUUGCAAGUGUGAUAAACUUUUUGCUAAAAGUAGGUUAAGUAUUUAUCCUGAGUUAAGUAUUUAUGAAAGGAUUACAACUAGGGAAAUUAACUAAACAGCAAAGGAGAAAAAUCAAAACACAAAACACACCACAUAUUUUUAUUUCAACUUGUAUCAAUAUUACAAAGGUACAAAAAUCCAAAAUGAUUAAAAAAAAAUCACCGAAUAAAAAAUUGUAGCACUGGCUGGAUGAAACACGCAAGUCAGCGUCCGAGAAACAAAUGACGUUAGAAAAUAAAUCGCGCCAAAAUAUAUAGAGAUAGCAUUUCCCGCCAAAUGGUGGUCGCUGGUCAUAAGAAAACCAUCAUGGCGGCACGCAGAUACGUAUAGCGAAAAGUGAAAACUAUACAAAGGUGAAAGUCAAAUAACAAUCAUUUUAUGUCGGUAACACAUGUAACGACCAUACUGUAAGUAUUGUGCAAUUGCCCCGUAUUACACAAGCAAGGAUGAUAGUGCUUUUUUGUUUCUUUUUGUAACGUUUUGUUAACGUUAGAUAAGCGAUCGAUCGAAUUAACGGCUUUUUGUUUUUAACAAUUGAUUCAAUAAUUGAUCAAGAACAUUUUGGUUCAAGCUUUGUAUUCGACUGAUGGCUAGGGUGGCUGGAUGAAUGGCUAGUUCUUUCACCACGAUGACAAACGCUAGCCCUGUCCAACUUUAGCGUUGGUCAUUGAUACGCUAAGAAGAACCUUCUAUAAAGUUGAUCUGUUUUAUGAUUAUACGAGGAUUUAAACUCAGUAAAUGUAUACUGAGAUAAAUAAAGCAAUGUUCUAGCUUCAUAAGAUGAUCCUAGAAACUAACUUAGGUACUUACAUAGGUGCCUAACAGAGAAUUAGGAUACAUUAGGUAAUACGUGAAUGUUGUGACUGUGAUCCGUUUAAAGUACAACUCAUUGUUCAUGUCUGGGUCAUGAAACUUUAUGUUUUUAACUUUUAGAUAGGCAAGGUAAAGUCUUACAGAAUAAUAUUGUUAUGUGCCUCUGAAACUACCUAUACCUAUAUUAUUAUAUCCUAGCUGUAAAUCUUUAUCUGUUUGAUUCAUUAUAGAUCAAAUAUUAAUUUUCCCUUAGCGAGUUUUGCUAGUCGUAACUAAGCAAUUUAAAAUCUAACAUUAUUAUAUAUUUAGGUAGGUAUAAUUAUUUUGUGGUAAGAGAUACAUGGUUUAGUACUGAUACAUAAGUAUAACUACAUAUUUUUUUCCCUUGGCUAAACCAUAAAUUG